CUUGUUUUUAUAUGCUUUUCUUUACUUUCUCUUUCCCUCUCCCUCUCUGUGUCGCUUGCUAUUCUUCUUCUUCUCUAAUCUAUCCGAUUGUUUUUCUCGCUAUGACACCAGGACAAAACUACUAUCUGGUACCGGUUCUGGGUCGAUGAAACCUCAGGUUUUACGACACUCGCCGCUGAUUAAUCGGCCUCCCAAAAUGCUCAAGAAUAAAGGGAUUCAAUCAGUCGAAGUGAUUGAUGUUGAUAAAGAUGAAGAUUUCAAUAAUGUCAUAUAUAUUCAUGACGGUGUUGAGAACAAUGACAAAGGAAAGGGUAUAUAUCACAAUAGUGACCAUGAAUUGCAGGAAAUGAUGGCUAGCCCUUCAUAUAGUCCAGAUGUGGAAAUCCUAGAGGGUGGAAAUGAAGUUGAAUCUGCUUUUCCCUCAGCACAACAUAAUGUGAUUGACCUAGAUAAUCACUAUUCUGAUUCAUCAAAUGGAGAUGAGUGGAUUCCUUUUGAUGAAAUCAUGGAUGUGGAUGAAUAUUCAGCUCUGCAAGCCCAUUUUGAUCAUAUGGAUAUUCCCCCCGAUAUUGAAGCACCAAUACCUUGGCUGCCUCAUGGUCAAAAUAGACAUAAGUCCAUCUUUGGAACUAGUUCAUCAUUUGCAGAAUCACAAAUCAACCCAGGUUCUGUUAAUCAGCUAGGAAAUUCACCUGCUCAUGCUAAGUUGAAGGCGACUUUAGCAAAUAGCCUAAACUUGCAGGCUGAGAUUGACAUUGUGAAUCAUCCUCCUGAAGGUACUGAACCUUUUACUUCGUUUACUUCACAAGAUGUCCUACCUAAUAAGAAAUCAGUUGCAUCCCGUUACCGGGACAAAUCUGGUUUACCUCAUGAGGUUAUAAACUCUUUACUUGGUGCUGAAGCAGCUAAAACUCGGUGGUUUUCAGAUCCAUUCAAGCGUAAAAAGAAGCUACAUGGUUCAAAUAAUAUUUCUAUUAAUCAAUCAGAUUCGAGGAAGCUCCAUAAUAAUGGCGGCGAGACAUCUUCUGAUACAUCUGAAACUGUAAAGAAGCAAUUCAGUUCAAAUAAUAUGUCCUCUUUCAAUUUCCCUGCCUAUAUGGACAACAUUUAUUAUCCUCCAGGAGCAGGAGCAUCCUUGCCACAUUGGCCAGAUUAUGCCAAAAUGAAAACCAAGGAGCUUGUUUUAAACCCUCCUUCUGUUUCAGAUUAUUAUGGUCCAUUUGAUCAUCUUAUUCCUCCUCAUCCUCUUCACCCUCCAACUCUGGGAGAAGUUGUAGACAUGCCAUGGAUUCAGGGUUCCACUCGAGAUCCUGCAAACCUUGCUCCAGACAACUCAACACUUGAAACAAUUUCAAUUGCGGAUUUGGAUGAAAUCAUGAGGAAAUUUGAGCAAUUUAAACGAUUUGAUACUGUCGAUGAUCAUUCUGACCAUCACUAUACCAGCAAGGGUUUUACCAUGAAGCAGCUGCCUAAGAAAUGGACAAAGAGAAUUCAGGAAGAAUGGAAGAUCUUGGAGAAAGAUUUACCUGAUACCAUAUUUGUUAGGGCAUACGAGUCAAGGAUGGAUCUUCUGAGGGCUGUCAUCAUUGGAGCAGAGGGUACUCCAUACCAUGAUGGGUUGUUUUUCUUUGACAUAUUUUUCCCCAUGGGUUAUCCAGAUGUACCACCACUAGUCUAUUACCACUCUGGGGGCCUUCGACUUAACCCGAAUUUGUAUAACUGUGGGAAAGUAUGUCUAAGUCUGCUUAACACCUGGAGUGGCAGUGGAAAUGAGAGGUGGAUUCCGGGCAUGUCAACAAUGCUUCAGGUUCUUGUAUCCAUCCAAGGGUUGAUCUUGAAUACAAAACCCUACUUUAACGAGCCCGGGUUUGCAAAUCAAAAUGGAUCUGUUGCGGGUGAGAAUAGGUCUCAACAGUAUAACGAGGAGACAUACCUCCUGUCUAUGAAAACCAUGGUGUACAACAUCAGGAGGCCACCAAAGCAUUUUGAGGACUUUGUUAAGGGACAUUUUUUCAAGAGGGCACAUGAUAUUCUGGUGUCAUGUAAAGCAUAUAUGGAUGGAGCUCAGGUGGGAUCUCUAGUUAAAGGCGGGGUUCAAGAUCUCGACCUGAGCGACAAGUGCUGCUCGAACCAUUUUAAGCAAUCCCUGUCCCAAUAUUUGAGUAUGCUUGUCAAGACUUUUCAACGUAUGGGAGUCGGUGACUGUGAGAAGUUCCUACUGCCACCGCCGUCACUGCCUGUAUCGAGUGCAAAAAAGCGAUCAGGUAGGCAUAGUGAGCUUAAAAUAGAAAGCUUGAAUGGCGAUGGCGCCACUGAAAAGUUGGUUUUGGGAUAGAUUUUGAACAUGUUAACGUCUAACCGAAACAAACUUUUUGCUGUUGAUAAAUGUCCAGAGUAGUUUAGAGUUUUAAUCAUAGUAGAGCAUGCUGCCAUAUGUUAAUAAUACCCUCUCCCUCAUAAUGAACACAUCUGAUCUCUAAUUUUUGUAUAUAGCCUAAGCCUCCUCCUAUAUGCACUGGAUGAGAAUGUUUUUCAUUUUUAAACAGGCUAUGACACUGGUUUAACCUCUAUAGUUUCCUCUAUUAAUGCAUAUUUUGGAUAUAAAGGCUUUGUUUUGAUGAUUA
This is a messenger RNA of Momordica charantia (bitter melon), 2624 nucleotides long. It is a transcript of the gene UBC25, whose product is annotated as ubiquitin-conjugating enzyme 25. The record is from RefSeq and is a predicted model, not a curated record. Gene Ontology annotation, molecular function: ubiquitin conjugating enzyme activity. Lineage: Eukaryota; Viridiplantae; Streptophyta; Magnoliopsida; Cucurbitales; Cucurbitaceae.